ACGAGUCACAUCGCUCUCCUGCCUUCCAAUAUUUAAAAUUAUUUUUUAUUUAUAUGUAACCAUGUGCGAUUACUGAAGGUUUAGAGAUAAUUGCACGACAUCGAGACCCUGAAAUCGAUUGCUGAACUCUUCGAUUGAGUUAAAGUGAUUAGUGAUAAGGGGAGCGUUAAAUAAUCAUUAUUUGAUAUAAUGAUGAUCGCUGGACGAGUGUCUGUUGCUUUAUUCACUCUUUAUUUCGUCAUCUCAAUUAUUACGACGUCUGAGGGAAGACCGAGAAUCAGACACCACAGAGGCGACUCCAGAUGCACGAAAUGCGCCCCAGGAUGGGGUGUAUCAACAGCUUGCACCCCCGAAAAAGACACGGAAUGUAGUAAAUGUGCGCGUGGAAGUUACAGUCCCCAUCACAGUCUCCAGCCUUGUUGGAUCUGCUCGAGAUGUGGUCCAGGACUCUACGAGGCUCAUCCCUGCACCUCGAAAACCGACACAGUCUGCGACUCGUGUCACCGUCACGCCCUGGACAAUGCUGAUUACCACGGAAAGUGCAAGAGCCACAAGAGUCUAUUUCUGGCCCCUGAAGAUGCCAAAAGUACUGGCGAGGAGAGCUCUCUAGUUAAUGAGGACGACGACGAGCUCAACGACAACCAAGAGAAAGAGCGAGAAAUUAUUCUUGCUCAGGACAUCGAGGCUGACCUCCGUGCAGCCCAAAAGCACUCGAUGCAGAGGUUUUAAAAUCAAUCAAUAGAUAUACCCCAGAAAAAAAAAACUAGUCAAAACGGUGGUUCAACAGCAGUUGUACAUAUAUAUUUAUUCGAUCUGGAAAUACAAUUUGAUAUUUCGACUCACGAUGGAUAUCGAUGCCCAAUCGAAUUCACAAUAAUACUCGUUCACUCUUUCGUAUCAAUCACCUAAACUAAAAAAAAAGAAAAAAAAAAGUUCUAAAAAUCAAUGCAUUCUGCGCUCAGAAAUAAACAUGUACAGAAUCCUAACUAUUUUGCACUCGCAGUAUAUAUAUAUAUUUAUAUCAUCUCCAUUUAUUUUGAAAAUUUUUGUCUCUGUGUACAUAUUUAGUCGAUCACAUAUACAGUUUUUUGUAUAUAACCAAAGACAUUUUCCCAGCUCAUGCGUACGGUUUUAUCAAUAAUUUUAAUUGUAAUGAUUCGUUUUCUUCGUUAUGUGGAUUUUUUUUUAUUGGAUUAUAAUUCAUCAGUUUAUCAGUUCACCAGUUGCUGUUGCAUUAACGAGUGCGAAAUAAUGCCAGAAUUCAUCAUUUAAUGAGAUAUUGAUUAUUCUGACUGAUGAAAGUCAAUCUCUACAAUAGUGCCAAUUAUUGAUAAAUAUUGUAUCAUCAAUUUUCGGUUUAAAUUUGUCGAUCUCAGAGACGUUAAUAAGGGUAAACUAGUGAUCAGUUUAGAUUAGGAUUAAGUGUAAUAUAUAUUUUAGUAUUUAUUCAAUUAUAUAAUGUAUUUGGUUCGGCGACUCCGAUAAGACGCGCGGUCGUACGAUUCAUUCAUCAUCAAACGGUUGUUCUAUUGUUUCAUCCCGUACAAUUGUCAAGCAGCCUGAUCCAGAUGGUUUUACAGAAUGAUAUUGAUGAUGUAUUGUCGUGACAAUUGUAUGAGCGUUUUGUGUUGAGCCAGUGGAGAAAUUAGAGCGAAAGACGAGCCAAAAGCUGAACGCUUAUCAAUUAUUAUCAAUUUGUUAAUCCAACUGCGAGCGUAUUCUGAUGUGAAAAUUUCUAAUUGGAGUCUUCAAUGGGAAAUUGAAAAAUCAUUGUAUCUCGGGAGCUUCCACCAUCUCACAAGAAGUUCCAAUAAUAUGGAAAUCAACUUUCCAUGGGCACUGAACACCCACAUGAAUUAUUCAGCAAAAGUCUUUCCAUAAUUUUGUCAUGAAAUUCCAGUAGUUCACCUGGAAGAAUGAUAAGUGAUUUCGAUUUUAUUCCGGUUCAAUUGAGCUAUUUGCAUUAAUUUUAUCCAUUCAAUAUGAGAAUUAAACAGGAAAUAUUGCGCUAUUAAAAUAUUAUUAAUUUUUCACUGAGAAAAUACCGGAAAACUGAAGAAUUCAAUAAUUUCGGAAUUUUUGUUUUUGAUCGAAUGGAAAUCGAUUGGGAGAAGUGAUCGAUUUGAAGAUGGCAAUUGAAAUUUUCAACAGUUUAUUUUCGCUGGUGGUAAAUAAUGGGAAUUUUAAGCGUGUGAUGAUAUCACGAAUUUAAUGUGAACGGGCAGUCUUAUUUCACUUUCAAAUUGUACGAGUUUAGUCGGUAAGGGCUAAUGUACUUCUUUGUAAACAUUACAUCAUAAACACACAGUUUCGUUCA
Molecule: messenger RNA, 2317 nt
Organism: Fopius arisanus
Lineage: Eukaryota; Metazoa; Arthropoda; Insecta; Hymenoptera; Braconidae
Product: tumor necrosis factor receptor superfamily member 5-like
Exons: 2
Coding region: 190-729 (179 amino acids)
Biological process (GO): Rho protein signal transduction
Cellular component (GO): plasma membrane; cell surface
Molecular function (GO): nerve growth factor binding; coreceptor activity; death receptor activity
Source: RefSeq, a predicted model, not a curated record